AUGAAAAAUCUUUCAAUUAAUCUUUCAUCGGCUCAAUCUUCCUCGAAUUCUCUCGUCUCACCGCUCUCAGAUUCCCUGAGUACUAUUGACACACAGCAAGACCUCUACCAACCUAUUCGUCCGAGACGGCCGUCCGUGCUCUCCUUGCCAAGUACUGGUAUCGCUACUGUUCUUCAUCGAACGGAUGAAGAUGGUUCUCCCACCGCACCAUAUGUGAAUGGUCCCAUUCAAAUUCUUCCCGGAAUCUGGCUUGGUUCUGAGGACAACGCGCGAGAUUGGCAAGGCCUCCUGGAGCGCCGGAUCAAAGCGAUCCUCAACGUUGCAAAGGAAGUCACGUCACCUUUUGAUUCUUCUGCUGCGCAACCCCUGCGACCCUUCGCAUCUACUCCCAAUCUCAGUUCCAAAGCAUCCAAGGCGAUGCAAUCCACGACCUCCACAUAUUACCCUGCCCAUAUUCCCUCUGGGCGUCCAGGCAUGCAUUACUUGAAGUUGCCUUGGUCUCACGGACAGGCAGAUCUCGUUCAUGAAGGAUUUCCUACAGCUAUGACUUUUGUAGAUGCUGCACUCGGUCGUCAUGAAGGCGUGCUCAUCCAUUGCCAGUGCGGCAUCUCCCGCUCAGCUACAAUGGCCAUCGCUCUUGUCAUGCGCGCCGCUGCCAUGUGUUUACCUAACGUACCCCCUGAGGUGUGGCAGCUGAAAGGCAUGCAAGCAGCAUACUCAUUUGUAAAAGAGAAAAGUAAGCAUGUUGGUCCAAAUAUGUCUCUCAUUUACCAAUUAUUGGAAUAUGAAAAGGCCCUCAAAGGCGGCGGUCCCUCGCCCGCCGAAUCAGACAAGAGUGGGGGUCGCCGCCGUAACGCGUACGGUAAUGAUGAAUCGGAUGACAGAGACGAUGCUAUCCAACAGGAGGCUAAAGACCUCGACCGGGCUAUGGAAGAACGCAUAAUCGCAAGGAAACCUUCGGUAUCCUCUGUUGCUUCCUCAUCGGGGGUGGGCAUGGGUCCGGCGUGGCGCAGCCGAUAUGGGCGCAAGCGAACUGGCUCAGUUGCCAGCAUCCAUACUACCGGCAGCGUCCUGAGCGAGGAUUUGGUUGAAGCGGACGAGGAACAAGAGCUAUUAGGAAUUGGUGGAGGCUUCGAUGAAGCCACCGAACCUCGAAGAAGUCCGUGUUUGUCAUUAUCCAGUGAAUCGCCUGGCACAAGCGAACCUAGUACUCAACCUUCGUCUUGUAAAGCUCCACUCCAUCGCCCACCCUUACGAAGCAAAUCGUUUGAUCCUGUGCCUUCGGCACCUGCAACGAAACUUACAUUCAAUAUCCAUCAACCCCCCGGCACGGCAGUGCAAUCGACUUUCAACUUCCCUGCGGGCAAGGGCAAGCGGCGACCGCCACCGUUGGGCAUACUACCCCCGGUACCCCCUUCCCCCAUCACACCUAUCGCUGUGCAAGACAGUCAAGAGACACCUCGUACCCGUCGCCGGACGCCGGCCCGUAAACCAGCGCCGCCCCCGCUCAAGCUCCGCGGAAACGCCAGUCAAUUUGUAUUUCCCCCCAAAACUACCCCAUCACGACAACUCAUUGCUGCGACGCCCUCUCAGACUCUGUUCGUCUUCCCACCUUCACCCAAGACUCUCACGACUGCAUUGCGCACGCCAUCUACUAUGACUGUAACAUCCAACGUACAGAACACCGCCUACCCAUUCCCAUCACAGCACACCCCUCGAGUAUCCACCUCUCGUUCUCAUGGUCGUUUGAGGUCUUUCAUUGGCGUCGGGACUUCGGUGGCACCGACAACGGCAUAUUCUCGUGUCGAUGCGCGAGGUUGGGUUGGAUUGGAGUAA
This is a messenger RNA of Suillus subalutaceus, 1836 nucleotides long. Its product is annotated as phosphatases II. Bases 1 to 1836 code for a protein of 611 amino acids. Gene Ontology annotation, molecular function: MAP kinase tyrosine/serine/threonine phosphatase activity; protein tyrosine/threonine phosphatase activity. Gene Ontology annotation, biological process: negative regulation of MAPK cascade; protein dephosphorylation. The record is from RefSeq and is a predicted model, not a curated record. Gene Ontology annotation, cellular component: cytoplasm. Lineage: Eukaryota; Fungi; Basidiomycota; Agaricomycetes; Boletales; Suillaceae. The transcript has 4 exons.